CCCAUCCCCACUUCUUGCCGCUCCUUUGGUAUAUAGUCCUCAUGCCCGCCUUCGCAAAUGCAGGACGAGGGCCCUUCGAAUCCCCAUGAUGGCGCCAAUGGUCUCGAUACGGCCGGGCCCGACCGCGGCACGCUGCUGGGCUGCCGCGGGCCGUGGCGAACGAUUUCUUAGACCGUCGAUACGGGCCCCGAGGACGGCGAGAGGCGUUGCGACGAAUGCUGCGGUGCAAGAGACGGGCGUGGAGUAUCCGGGCGGUGUGGUCCCGACUGUACCUGUACCAAUUGCGCAGAGGCCGAAUCUGCAGGAGCGCAAAGAGGCGAUCAGGAAUGCGAAGCCGUUUUCUGAGUUCUUGACGGAUUCGUUCAACAGACAGCAUGAUUACCUGCGAAUCAGCAUUACAGAGCGGUGUAAUCUACGGUGUCUGUAUUGCAUGCCCGAAGAGGGCGUUCCGCUUUCGCCUCCCGCGCAUAUGCUCACUACCCCCGAGAUCUUCUACCUUUCGUCGCUGUUCGUAUCGCAAGGCGUCACCAAGAUUCGGUUGACAGGCGGCGAGCCCACCGUGCGCCGCGACAUCGUUCCGUUGAUGCAGUCCAUUGGCAUGCUUCGCUCGAAAGGCCUCCGUGAACUCGCGCUCACAACCAACGGCAUAUCGCUACACAGGAAGCUGGAUGCGAUGGUAGAAGCUGGGUUGACGGGCGUGAACCUGAGCUUGGACACUUUGGAUCCGUUCCAAUUCCAGAUCAUGACCCGGCGGAAAGGCUUUGACGCCGUGAUGAGAUCGAUUGACAGGAUAUUGGAGAUGAAGAAGCUCGGUGCGAAUAUCAAGCUGAAGGUCAACUGCGUGGUGAUGCGCGGGCUGAAUGAGAGGGACAUCAUACCUUUCGUUGAGAUGGGCCGUGAGAAGGAUAUCGAGGUGCGCUUCAUCGAGUACAUGCCGUUCGGUGGGAACAAGUGGAGCCAAGGCAAGAUGAUAUCCUUUCAGGAGAUGCUCGACAUCAUUCGGACCAAAUACCCGAGCUUGCGGAGUGUCCCCGGCCAUAAGAACGACACGAGCAAGACAUAUGGAGUCCCGGGCUUUGUAGGCAAGGUCGGCUUCAUCACGAGCAUGACGAACGACUUCUGCGGGACUUGCAACCGCCUACGUAUCACAAGUGACGGUAACCUCAAGGUCUGUCUUCAUGGGAAUGCGGAAGUAUCCCUCCGCGAUCUCCUACGACAAGACAACAACGGCGAGCCGAUCGAUCAAGAAGCAUUCGAGCGCAUCAAACAGAUUGAGAUGGAUCGCAGAGACGGCCUGCUCAGCGACGAGACGAUCCUCGGAUGGGGCCAGCGGGAGCAAGAGCUCCUGCAAGUGAUCGGAGCUGCAGUCAAGCGCAAAGCCGAGAAACAUGCAGAUAUGGGCGACUUGGAGAACAUGACCAACAGGCCCAUGAUAUUAAUUGGUGGGUGACAUUUGGCUUUCGUCUUUCUGUUCCUUACGAUUGGAUGCCCCCAUGAUAUCACGGCGGCCAUUGCUGCAUAGAUGAUGGCGUUCUGAGCGUUUAUCCCUUGGUUUCGAUUCAACACUGUCACUCCUGGAUGUAGAAAGCACGCGCUUAUAUACGUCAAUUUUAUACCCCGAUAUGUCAUAAUCCUUCACGUUUUACUCUUUAUCUAUACGUGUGAUGGC
This is a messenger RNA of Trematosphaeria pertusa, 1669 nucleotides long. RefSeq names its product molybdenum cofactor biosynthesis prote. Gene Ontology annotation, biological process: Mo-molybdopterin cofactor biosynthetic process. The record is from RefSeq and is a predicted model, not a curated record. The transcript has 2 exons. Lineage: Eukaryota; Fungi; Ascomycota; Dothideomycetes; Pleosporales; Trematosphaeriaceae. Bases 89 to 1450 code for a protein of 453 amino acids. Gene Ontology annotation, molecular function: GTP 3',8'-cyclase activity; cyclic pyranopterin monophosphate synthase activity; metal ion binding.